Messenger RNA from Gavia stellata (red-throated loon), 1131 nucleotides. Its product is annotated as SLAM family member 5-like. The transcript has 7 exons. Lineage: Eukaryota; Metazoa; Chordata; Aves; Gaviiformes; Gaviidae. The coding region runs from base 1 to 1131 and encodes 376 amino acids. The record is from RefSeq and is a predicted model, not a curated record.
AUGGAGGGGGAAUUGGCCAGGAGCAAAGCCCGGCUGCCCUCGCUGCUCCUGGCGCUGCUCGGCCUCGGGCCAGGCAUCUUGGCCGAGGCGCGUUUUAAGGCGGACAAUGAGGUUUUGCAGAUGCUGGCUGGGAACUCCUCCCAGACUCUCUUGGAGCGUUGUUCUGAGCUCCUCUUCGGCCAAGCCCGGGCACAGCCCCGGCAGGUGAACGGCGUCCUGGGGGGGUCCGUGCUGCUCUCCCCGGCUCUGCCCCCCAACAAGACGGUGAAGGAGAUCGAGUGGAGCUUUUCGGCCGGCGCCGGUGCCACCAUUCAAGUGGCAGAGUUCGGCACCGGCGGCUUUGAGCGCCCCGACCCCAAGGACCGGUUCAAGGACCGGCUGGAGAUGUUCAACGAGACGGCGCUGAAGAUCGGGGCCCUGGAGCGGGGCGACAGCGGGGUCUACGGGGCUCGGAUUAAACUGCACCCGGCGCUGGUGGAGGAUCAGUUCUUCAACCUCUCUGUCUACGAGUCGGUGCCGAGCCCCCGGACCCGCAGCCAGCUCCUGGCCAGCACCCUGGAGUGGUGCAACCUGACGCUGCAGUGCCAGGGCGCCGGCAAAGGUGCCGUCAACGUCACCUGGAAGAGGGACAACAUCAUCCGGGACCUGACCUCCGACCGCCACCAGCUCUCCCCGGAUGGGACCACCCUACGGCUGGCCCUGCCACCCACCGCCGCCAACGUCACCUACGCCUGCACCGUCAGCAACCCCGCCGACCAGAAGGUCGUCCUCUUUGACCUGCAAGCCAUCUGCCAAAGCGGAGGGGGGCAGACAUCCUUCUCGAAGUCGGGGUACAUCGUCCUGACCCUCAUCCUGCUGGCGGUGAGCUUGGGGGGAGCCUUCUGGUGCUGGCGGAUGAAUAGCGAGAAGGCGGCAGACCCAGCUGCCACCCCCACGGUGCCCGCCGAGGAGAGCCCCUCUGACCCCCAGUACGCUGAGAUCGUGCGCCGGAGCCCCCCGGAAGGUAAUGACCAGGGCCUCAGUCACCCCGAAAAUAACCAGGAGCAGAGCUCGCCGCAGAAAGCACCCGUCACCACCAUCUACGAGCAGAUCCGCCGGGCGCCAGAGGACACGGCCGAGGAGGUGACAUAG